CAACGCAGCAAAACUUGGGGUGGUUGAUCUGCCUGUUCAUACAAAAGUCGUCUCUGCAUCUUGAAUAACUGAGACCAAGAAAUGAGCAAAUUUCUUGACAUGAAAAUCCUCCAAUUCUAGUUGACAAGGAGAAAGGGACAAAAACACCAGAACCCGUCAGACCCCCCAUACAAGAUGGCUGACAAAGAGGCGACCGUCUAUAUCAUCGACCUCGGGUCUUCGAUGGGAGACUGUAACAACGGUCGUACCGAAUCCGACUUGGACUGGAGCAUGCGCUACGUUUGGGACAAGCUAUGCACUACGACCGCCGCAUCACGCAAGACGUGGCAGGUCGGCGUGGUGGGCGUGCGGACGGAUGUUACUGACAAUCCCCUGGACGACGCUGGUGAGAAAGGCUACAACAACAUAUCUGUUCUCCAGAAUGUUGCUCCCAUGACUCUAUCUGCCCUCAAGUUGCUGCAGGACAAACUGGUCCCUAGCAGCACUUCGGAUGGUGAUGUCGUCUCGGCAAUCGUGGUGGCAAUCGCCAUGAUCGACGAGGCGGCGCCUCAGCGGCUCAAGUACAAGCGCAAGAUUGUCCUCGUUACGGAUGGGCAGGGAGCAAUUGAUGGCGAUGAUGUGGGCGAUAUAGCUAGGCGCAUCAACGAGUUGAACAUUGAAAUUACGAUCAUAGGAGUCGACUUUGAUGACCCUGAAUAUCCAUUCAAGGAGGAAGACAAGUCACAGCUCAAGGCCAGAAACGAGAAGCUACUCAAGUCCAUAUCGACUGAGUGUAAAGAGAGUGUUUAUGGCACGAUGAUCGAAGCUGUCGAUGAACUUGACACGCCCAGGAUCAAAUCGACAAAGCCAUACAAAAGCUUUGACGGCCAACUAACGCUUGGUGACCCGGAGACAUACAAGGAGAGUGCUCUAUCCAUUCACGUUGAAAGAUACUUCAAGACAAAACAGGCCAGGCCGAUUACCGCAAGCAACGUCAUGGUCAAGUCGGAGACAGAUGCUACACAAUCAGGACAGGAUUUUGAGGGUGGCGACGGUGCGGGCGGUCAGUUUGCCGACUUGAAGACGGCGAGGAAUUACAAGGUCCUGGACCCGGAUGCGCCAGGUGGUAAGCGUGAUGUUCCUCAAGAUGAACUGGCCAGGGGCUACCUCUAUGGCAGGACUGCUGUUCCAAUGCCCGAGUCCGAGUUCAACAUAACCAAGCUCGAGACCAAAAAGAGCUUUACAAUAAUUGGUUUUAUUGCGUGGGAAAAGUACGAGAGAUUUCUGAACAUGGGAGAAUCUUCAGUCAUCUUCGCCUCCAAGUUCAAUGAGAAAGACGAGCUCGCCUUCUCGGCUCUGGUCAACGCACUAUACGAGACAGAGUCAUAUGGUGUAGCUAGACUGGUCGCCAAGGACGGUAAAGAGCCGCAGCUUCUGCUGCUGAUGCCUCACAUAGACACAGACAUUGAGUGUCUCUACGAUGUUCCUUUGCCGUUCGCAGAAGACAUUCGCUACUAUCAGUUUCCGCCACUGGACAAAGUCGUCACGCUCGGUGGGCAGACUCUCACAAAGCACAGGCUACUUCCAAGCGACGAGCUGGAAGAAGCCAUGAGUGACUAUGUAGAUGCCAUGGACAUUUCCGCAGCUGGUGGGGAUGAUGAGGAGGCUCAAGAAUACGCUCCGAUCGAGGAUACAUACUCCCCGAUAAUCCAUCGUGUCAACCAGGCUAUUCGCUUUCGUGUAGUCCACCCUGACAAGCCACUUGGUCUGGACUCUGAGGUGCUUACAAGGUACUCAGUUCCGCCUCGGAAGGUCACUUCUCACGCCAAAGACCAAAUAGAAAGGCUUAUCAAGGUCGCCGAAGUUAAGAAAGUGCCUCCAAAGGCGAAGGGCAAACGUCAACGCGAGGUUGUCAAGCCGAUUUCAGGCCUCGACGUUGACGCCUUGUUGAACAAUUCGAGCAACGGAUCUAGCAAGGCAAAGCGAGCAAAGAUCUCUGCCGAGAACUCGGUGCCCGAGUUCAAGCAGAUGCUAGCAUCGGCUGACAAGGUCGAGACUAUCGAGAACGCUACUAAGCAGAUGGGCGAGGUAGUAACAUCAUUCAUCAAUACCAGCAUGGGUGAUAUGAACUAUGACCGCGCUGCAGAAAACAUGCGGGUCAUGAGGGAUGAGCUUGUUGCGCUGGAGGAGCCUGUGUUCUACAACGAUUUUUUGAAGUCUCUCAAGACCAAGAUUGUAUCGGGAGAACUCAACGGGGACAGGCGCGAGAUGUGGUGGAGGAUCAAGUUCGAAAAGCUGGGCUUGAUCACCAAGAAGGAAUCCGAGGUAUCCAGCGUCACAGAAGAGGAGGCUGUCCAGUUUUUCAAAACAUCUUGAGCGUUGUUUAUGUUUGUCAAUUUCACGAGCUGCUUAAUGCUGGGCAUUUUAUGUAGAAUACGGGCUGGGAUUAUUGUUUGGCUUGGGGCGUUGUGCAGUCUAGUUGAUUGAUUGGUAGAUGUCAUGGCUUUUGUGAGACGUGGGAUGACAUUUAGGUACCACCCAAAAUCCUACUUCAUUCUGCUCACUUUUUGUGACAUAUCAAGCCAUCAUCCUGUUUGCAUCCUUGAAAUAAACAAUCAAGCAACCUUGAAGAAGCA
Molecule: messenger RNA, 2615 nt
Organism: Pyricularia oryzae 70-15
Lineage: Eukaryota; Fungi; Ascomycota; Sordariomycetes; Magnaporthales; Pyriculariaceae
Exons: 6
Coding region: 175-2355 (726 amino acids)
Biological process (GO): cellular response to gamma radiation; cellular response to X-ray; telomere maintenance
Cellular component (GO): nucleus; Ku70:Ku80 complex
Molecular function (GO): damaged DNA binding; telomeric repeat DNA binding; double-stranded DNA binding
Source: RefSeq, a predicted model, not a curated record